Trichoderma harzianum CBS 226.95 is the source of this 2340-nucleotide messenger RNA. RefSeq lists its product as hypothetical. Bases 1 to 2340 code for a protein of 779 amino acids. Gene Ontology annotation, molecular function: endonuclease activity; hydroxyacylglutathione hydrolase activity. The record is from RefSeq and is a predicted model, not a curated record. Gene Ontology annotation, cellular component: Las1 complex. Gene Ontology annotation, biological process: rRNA processing. The transcript is spliced from 12 exons. Lineage: Eukaryota; Fungi; Ascomycota; Sordariomycetes; Hypocreales; Hypocreaceae.
AUGGUGCAGUAUGUGUUUACGCCUUGGCGAGACCGCCAGGAGCUGUUCCUUGUGCGGGAGCAGUUCUAUGGCUCUGAGGCAUUGAUGCAGGCCGUUGGUGGCAUCCAGGGCGGCGCAGCUUACAGCCACCAUCAGCAACGGAAUCAGGACCAGAGGCGAGGAGGAGUCGAGGGUGGCAGAGACGCAGACGCCGAGGACCAGCAGCAUCGAGAGGAGGGGCAAGGCUUGAAUCAGGGGGAUGCACGGCGCACCACCGCUGCGGCUGCGGCUAAGAAUCACCAGACAUCACGAGAGCAGGGAAACGGAGAGAAGCACAAGGCCGUGGGGCGAGUCUCCAUGUGGAUGCAGCGCGGCAACUGUCCGCACAUGGUGGAGUCGACGGCACUGCUCAUGGCUGCAGUCCUGAGUGACGAGGCCGCGGCCACGGGGAAUGCAGGAGCAUCGACGUAUGCUGUGAGGGCUGCAUAUGCAGCUGCGUUUAGUCGCUUCGUCACAGGCUUGUUGGAUGGGCAUCAAGACAAGCUGCGUAAACAGAGCAUGUACUCAAUCGCCAAGAACAUUGGCUUGCCGGCUACCUUUGUUGAGCUUAGGCAUCAGGCCACGCAUGAGCAGCUGCCAUCCCUUGCUAAGCUGCGAUCCGCCGCAAGAAAGGCUCUGGUCUGGAUUUGGGACUACUACUGGAAGCACCUGGGGGAGGCAGAAAAGGCCAAAGAUCCAUGUAGGGAGCUGAUCUUGUCCUAUCUGCGGGAGGACGACGAGGCAGCGAGACAGAGAAUCAUGGGGCAGCUACGUCAGUGGGAUCUUGUCUAUUUGCAAACGACAAUUGCCGAACUACAGAAGACGCUGCCUGGGAACCAAGUGUUUCUCAAGUGCUUGAAACUGUCCAAAGAUAUGGCGGCUAUGGCCACCGAAGAAGCAAACCAACCGGAGCCGGAGGGGAGUGGGAUGCCGGAGGAACAGGAACAGGAACAGGGACAGGAACAAGAGCAGGAUCUGGACCUGGAUCCGGAUCGAAGCCCGGAGCCGAACACGGGAUGGUCCCGUUAUAGUGGUGCUUGGAAACCGAAACCCAUUGGCGUAGCCUCCAACAACUAUGCCUAUCUUGUGAUUGACGACAAAUCCAAAGAUGCCGUCAUUAUUGAUCCGGCAAACCCUCCGGAGGUUGCUCCUAUCCUCAAGGAUGCCAUUUCAUCUGGCAGGAUUAACUUGACGGCCAUUCUGUCUGAUCUGGGCAACGACAAGCUCGCCAUCAUCGGCGGCAAAGACUGCGAAGGCGUCACCAGGACACCGCAGCACGAGGAGACGUUCAAGAUUGGAGACAUUUCCGUUAAGCCUGUGCACACCCCUUGCCACACCCAAGACAGCAUCUGCUAUUACAUGGAGGACUCAACCGGCAAGGCUGUCUUCACCGGCGACACACUCUUCAUCAGUGGAUGUGGCAAAUUUUUCGAGGGCAACGGGGCAGAGAUGCAUGAGGCCUUGAACAACCGUCUCGGAGCGCUGCCAGACGAUACGGUUGUUUAUCCUGGACACGAAUACACAAAGUCAAACGUCAGAUUCACCAUUUCCGUCUCUCAGACAGAGCCCAUCAAGAGCCUCCAGGCGUUUGCCGAGAACAACGAGGUGACCACUGGCAAAUUCACGAUUGGUGAUGAGAAGAAGCACAAUGUCUUUAUGAGAGUCCAGGAUCCCGAGAUUCAAAAGGCGACAGGCGAGACGGACCCCGUGUCUGUCAUGAGCAAGCUGAGGGAGAUGAAGAACAACUUCAAAAGACCUCCGAAGCGCAAAACCGGCGGCCCAUCCACCGCAUCGAAACCGCGACAGUCGAAACUCGCUAAAGAGCACAAUGUCACCGCGCAGGAGGAGGGCGAGAUUAAGGAAGCCUUUAGUUUGUUCGCGGAGCCGAUGGACGGCGAGAAGAACGGCGUGCUGCCCAUCAACGACCUGAAAUCAACACUCAUCGCCCUCGGCAUCCCCCCCUCGUCCCCCGCCGAGCUCCAGGAAUUCAUCGCCAUUCUCGACCCCGAAUCCGACGGCUACGCCACCUACGAGCCCUUCUUCGCCAUCUGCGCGCUCAAGUUCCACGCGCGCGACAGUAGCGGUAGUUCGGAUGCUCACCGCGCGGAGCUCGCCGAGGCCUUCCAGCUCUUCACAAACGGCGCCGACGGGCCCAUCACACUGGCCCACCUGCGCCGCGUCGCUGCUGUGCUCAAGGAGGACGUGGACGAGGAGCUGCUCAAGGAUAUGAUUCUCGAGGCGAACGGCGGGGUGGGCGUUGCGAGGGGUGUGGGGAUGGAUGAAUUUGAUAGUGUUAUGAGGAGUGCUGGGGUUUGGCGGUGA